AUGAAGAAACUGGAAUUAAUGAAAAUCAGCGACAACUUACUGUCAAUUGUUGAUGCGAAGGUCAUUCUUAAAGGAUUAACGCAGCUUCAGAAACUAGAUCUUGAUGGAAAUCCACUUGGACCAUCCUUGCCAUCAGAUAUUUUCCUUGGGUUUGAGAAUAUGACAUAUCUUGAUCUUUCCUCCAAUAAGCUGACUCGUAUACACAAGGACACAGUGGAGGGACUCACAGAUCAUCUCAAUAACUUGUACCUUCAAAAAAACGCGCUAGAGACAAUAGGUGAUGGCACUUUGAAUCAAUUUAAAAGUCUCCAAAGAUGCUUUUUGGCUGAUAACAAGCUGACAUCUGUACCAGAUUUGACAGGUCCUAAGACUCUAGGUUCCUUACGCCUACAAGGGAAUCGGAUCACAGAUUUAUCCAGAAUUGCCACAUCUGGAAUUGGACAAGUGUUUGAGCUGUAA
Pocillopora damicornis (cauliflower coral) is the source of this 459-nucleotide messenger RNA. RefSeq lists its product as uncharacterized. Lineage: Eukaryota; Metazoa; Cnidaria; Anthozoa; Scleractinia; Pocilloporidae. The record is from RefSeq and is a predicted model, not a curated record.